AAGAAAAAUGAUAGAAAAACAUUUGUAAGAAAAGGUCCCUUACUCUCAACGCUGUAAUAAAAAGCAGAAGCUCAACCCUCUGUAUAUGUCCCGAGACGACUCGGUUGUCUGAUUGUCAAACCCUAGCAUUCUCUCUUUCUCUCUCUAACUUUUCUCCGCCAUGGCUUCACGGAGGCUAGCUGCCUCCCUCAUACGCUCCUCCCUCCACCGAUCAUCAACCAGAUCUCCGUUUACUCACUCCACCAGAGCCGCACGCGCACUAUCCCAAUCACACCCUUCUCCUACCGGUUACUUUCUUAACCGUGUAGUCAACUACGCUACUUCUGCCGCCGCCGCUCCGACCAAGCAAGCUGCAACAACCCCUGGCGAAGGAUCUAACUAUGGAAAGAUCACUGACGAAUUCACCGGAGCCGGCGCGAUUGGACAGGUGUGCCAGGUGAUUGGUGCUGUCGUCGAUGUGAGAUUCAGCGAAGGAUUGCCGCCGAUCCUUACGGCGUUGGAGGUUUUGGAUAACUCGAUCAGGUUAGUUUUGGAAGUGGCGCAGCAUUUGGGGGAGAAUAUGGUUAGGACUAUUGCUAUGGAUGGUACCGAAGGGCUUGUCCGUGGUCAAAGAGUUCUCAACACCGGUUCUCCUAUCACUGUACCUGUUGGUAGAGCAACCCUUGGUCGUAUCAUUAACGUCAUUGGAGAGCCAAUUGAUCAUAGAGGCGAUAUUAAAACCGAUCACUAUCUGCCAAUCCAUAGAGAAGCACCAGCUUUCGUAGAGCAAGCAACUGAGCAACAGAUCCUUGUCACUGGAAUCAAGGUUGUAGAUCUUCUUGCUCCAUACCAAAGAGGAGGAAAGAUUGGUUUAUUCGGUGGUGCUGGUGUAGGAAAAACUGUCCUCAUCAUGGAACUUAUCAACAAUGUCGCCAAAGCCCAUGGUGGGUUUUCCGUCUUUGCUGGUGUUGGAGAACGCACACGAGAGGGUAACGAUCUUUACAGAGAAAUGAUGGAAAGUGGUGUCAUUAAGCUAGGCGAUAAACAGAGUGAGAGCAAGUGUGCACUUGUCUAUGGUCAAAUGAACGAACCCCCAGGUGCCCGAGCUCGUGUUGGGCUGACCGGACUGACCGUAGCUGAACACUUCAGAGACGCUGAAGGCCAAGAUGUGCUUCUCUUUAUCGACAACAUCUUCCGUUUCACCCAGGCAAACUCUGAGGUGUCUGCUUUAUUGGGUCGUAUCCCAUCUGCUGUUGGAUACCAACCAACUUUAGCUACUGAUCUUGGAGGUCUUCAAGAACGUAUCACCACAACCAAAAAGGGUUCAAUCACAUCUGUUCAAGCUAUCUAUGUCCCUGCUGAUGAUUUGACCGAUCCUGCCCCUGCCACCACCUUUGCUCACUUGGAUGCCACUACUGUGCUAUCCCGACAGAUUUCUGAGCUUGGUAUCUACCCUGCUGUGGACCCACUUGAUUCCACAUCGCGUAUGCUGUCACCCCACAUUUUGGGAGAAGAUCAUUACAACACAGCUCGUGGGGUCCAGAAGGUUCUUCAGAAUUACAAGAAUCUUCAGGAUAUUAUUGCUAUUUUGGGAAUGGAUGAGCUUAGUGAAGAUGAUAAGUUGACUGUUGCACGUGCUCGUAAGAUUCAAAGGUUCUUGAGUCAACCCUUCCAUGUUGCUGAAGUUUUCACUGGUGCCCCUGGUAAAUAUGUUGAGUUGAAAGAAAGCAUUGCUAGUUUCCAGGGAGUGUUGGAUGGGAAGUAUGAUGAUCUUUCAGAACAGUCGUUUUAUAUGGUUGGAGGAAUUGAUGAGGUUAUUGCGAAAGCUGAGAAGAUUGCUAAGGAAUCUGCUGCUUCUUCUUAGAUGAGUUUAUGAAUAUUAUUGUUGUGAUAGAUUUGAGAUGAAAAAAGAAUGAAUAAUUUUUAUUGAUAUGGUGCUGGAAGCGCCGGGAGUUUUUUUUUUUAUUUUUUUUUAUUUUGAGAAAACUGAGAUUAAGUUGGGA
Molecule: messenger RNA, 1982 nt
Organism: Lactuca saligna
Lineage: Eukaryota; Viridiplantae; Streptophyta; Magnoliopsida; Asterales; Asteraceae
Source: the annotation of a GenBank genome assembly